Messenger RNA from Leptomonas pyrrhocoris, 3177 nucleotides. RefSeq names its product Cyclin 10. Bases 1096 to 3177 code for a protein of 693 amino acids. The record is from RefSeq and is a predicted model, not a curated record. The transcript has a single exon. Gene Ontology annotation, biological process: regulation of cyclin-dependent protein serine/threonine kinase activity. NCBI's taxonomy places the organism in Eukaryota, Euglenozoa, Kinetoplastea, Trypanosomatida, Trypanosomatidae. Gene Ontology annotation, molecular function: protein kinase binding.
GCCCACUACUAAAGCGCUAAAUAGUGUACGCCUACGCGACGAUUCUUGUCCUUUCUUUCUCUCUGACCAAGACCGCCGACUUCUUUUUUUUCUUGGAUGACGCGGUAGUUUCCCCUGCUCAACGUCGCACUUCUCCUCCCCACAGACACACAGACAACGGUUCGUGCCCCCCAUCGUUUUAGGUGUUGGUUGUGGUAUUUCUUUUUUUAAACGACCCUGCGAGUGUGCGUGUGCGCAUUGUGUGCGACUGCGUUGAACAUUAUUUAUUACUUUUACUUGCCGCACUCUCUUCAAAUCAGCUCGUUGUACACAUACUCGUACAGACACUUACAGGGAAAAGGGGAAAACGAGUCACCUCAAGGAACGUGCGAAGGGAAGCGCAUAAAAGUCUUGACGAAACAAAAAAGAAGCCAGCUGCUUUCUGAACCGUUUACUUUUUCCCUUUUCUCCUUCCUUGCUUUUUCUUUCUGAUUUCUGUGUAUAUAUAUAUCUGUAUCUAUAUAUCUAUCUAUCUAUAUAUUUAAUUAUCUCUGUGUGUGGGGGGAUUUGUGUUGCUUCAUCAUUAAUGCAUUCUUUCUGUUACUAUUGUUUUUGAUCACGUGUACGAUACACAACUGCAGCGACGGACUUACGUCUCCUUCUUUCCUCCCUUCGGUUCUGCCGGCGCGUACCAACUCGAAGUGUUGAAAGGAAAGGAAAGAGGCAACUGCUGACUUUUGUCUGGAACUGCCUGUCCUUGACUCUGCCACAUCGCAUACUUUCUGCGUGCGUGUGUCGGUUCGGCUUCUCUCCACGAAGGUGACGGUGAAGAGUUGUUUAGAGCUGUUGCCAUCACCAAAAGUAAGGUCGGAAAAGAAAUAUAUAUAUAUAUUAAAUCAAAUACUUCCGCUACUAAACAAUUACCCCGCUUGAGUGCCACACGUGUGUAGAUACACUUGUGCUUCGAGCAUCUUUUGGAUGCGUGUGCGCUCAUCCCCAAAUCGAUCGAUCGCUGCAAAUAGCCAGCUGUAUAUUAGAAGAAGCCCAAGGGAAUAAUCCGUAGAAAAGGGGUUGAGAAUCAAGAGAGACACAGAGGCGCCUCACAUCAACGCAAAGAUGCGCUCCGCUGCCGCCGACUACGACCAGACGCAAGCCGCAUCUCUCAACCGCCCCCCAAGUGAGGAGCCUAUGAUGAAGCCGCUCAUCUGCAGCUUUUUCAAGCGACCUCCGACGGCGAAUACGCCGGACUGCACCAACGGCCGCGGCAGCGCGAACGGGCAGGUUGCCAACGGGGCGGUGUCGCCGUCUCGCGCGGGCGACGGCGCAGCGGCCACCACCCAACUCCACCUGCCACCCUACCCAACCCCGAUGGAGGAACCCAUCGUUCUCUUCCCUUUGACGCCGUCUGUCAAGGUGCCGCUGCGACACAGCAAGCGCUCCGGCCGCGUGCUGAACGAAUCGGAGACGCUGCAGGAGAAGCACGGCCAGGAGUACCGCUUCAUCGUGCCGAUGCUGGCCUACGCGAUCGAGUGCACCAUCGCCGCGCACGAGAAACUCCGCCACAGCGCCGGCCUGCCCGCCUUCAUCUCUCUCUCCUCCUCACCGCCCUCGAGCCCCACGCACCUGCACAAACCUGCCGGCGACUCCGAUGACGAUGACAGAGCCGCAGCGGAGGUUCACCCGCGCGUAGGCAGCACCGACAGCGGGAACAGCACCGGCGACCGCAACACCGCGCUGGGUUACAAGGUGUUGCAGACAGCCAUCAACGCCUUUUCUACGCCGGAGGUGCCCGCUAUCUCCGUCCACGACUACCUAAAGCGGAUCGUCAAGUACACCUACGUGUCUCCCUCGGUGUUAGUGUGCUGCUGCCUCUACUUAGACCGACUGCUCACCAUGUACCCCAGCUUCCUCCUCUGCCCGAAUAACGUCUUCAAGUUCCUCAUCACGUCAACGCGGGUGAGCAGCAAGAUCAUGGACACCCGCACCCUCAACAACCGUGACUUCUCCUUCGUCGGCGGCGUCACAAACGACAACAUCAACGCCCUGGAGUUUAUGUUUGUGCAGCUGCUGCAGAACCGCCUGUACAUCUCGCACCACGCCUUCGACGUGUACUGCGAUCCGCUGCGGCGACACGCCGCCCACAUCGAAGCGGAGAGGACCUGGGAUGGGCCGUCGCCGACGAUGGUGCUGCCGAUGAACGGCGGCCGCCCGGUCGGCCAUCCACAUCAGCCGUCCCGACCGUCGGCGGCGCGCAACAGCCGCUGUGGUAGCGUUACGUCCCGCAGCCGCCGCUCCAGCACCAUGUCGCAGAACGAGUACAGCCUUUCAACGGCCUCGCAGAGUGGUGUCUCGCCGCUGCGCUCUGCCUCCCGCCCUGCCUUCCCUCCAAGCGCCUCCAUGGGCCAGUCCAUCUCCGUCGAUGCCGAGUCCUUUGCCGGGGUGCGGCAGCCGUCCGCGGCGCCGUCGCGCUGCGAGUCCGCCGUCACCUCUGCGCGGCGAUACCCGAUGAACAGCAACGGCAAUACGAAUAACAAUAGCACGAGUAUAACCUCGCGAUCGCCCGUGCUGCCGCAGGUACAUCCCCCCACCGCCAACGGCAGCGCGUCGACGGCGGUACCUGUCCUCCGCAACGCCAACUCCGCCGCCACGCUGCGCAGCUCCGGCAACUUCGACGACACCGUCUCCUCCGCCGGUCUGGCGCAGAGUGCCAGCGGUGCCUUUGUCAACACACUUCACCAGCAGCAGGUCUUCGACCCCGCCGACGACAGCGAAGACGCGCGUGCGCGGAGCAUUCUGAUGUCCGCACCGCGCGGGUUCUCCUCCUCGUGGGACGCCACCCGCACUGCCCGCACGCUGGCGACCACCACCGGUGGGGUGUGUCUGAGCACGUCGGUGAUCGCCACGGCGCACUGUGUCUCACCGAACAUGCUGACGUCCGCCACGAGCGCCGCCGCAGCGAAGAGCCGCAGCCUGGACGGUACGAUGGUCAUCAUGGAUGGCAGCACGACACCGAGCAACAUCCUCAGCGAUGAGCGCACUCCAACGCGGCGGGCCUUCGUCUCGUCUGCACGCGGGGACGGCUUGGCACUGCCGCCGAUGCCGCAGAGCGGUCGACGUGGUCGGUCCGGUAGUAUCGCUGGCAACUCCGGCGUGACGAUGCCGAACGUGCUGCCGCCGCCUGAGUCUCGUCAGCGUUAG